GUUUGGAGCAAUUGUGUGUGUGUGAUGAAAUCACGCGUGUUGAUCCCCGCUGCAGCAACGUGCCUCGGCUCCUCUUCCCAGCCCCGCAGCCUUCUUCUCAAUCUGCAUUCACACCGAGGUUGCUUUCGCAUCCCACUCGGUGUCUAAAUUCAAGGGCCCCGGUCGACUGUAUUGCAACGCAGGGGGGGAUAUAUUUAUUUAUUUUAUUUUAAAGCCUUCUCCUUGUUUGUUUUGGACGAUCUCUCGCUUAGCUGGGCUUCUCGAGUGGAGAAAAAAAAAAACCACUGCGUGAUGCAUCGUGGGCUGAGAAGCCACUAAACAAGACGGGCAUCUGCACCAGGCGAGGAGAGGAAAAGAUGGUGAGGAUGACGACGGCUUCAUCAAAUUUAGCCUCCAAGAGCUCAACCAUGGGGAAACCUUCUUCCCUCGCCUGUAAGCUCUUCCUCUGGCUCUUCAUCGCCGUCAACCUCCCCACCAGCUCCUUUCAAACGGAUGACGAUGACGAGGUGUCUAACAAGACAUGGGUGCUGACCCCGAAGGUGUACGAGAGUGAUGUCACACACAUCCUCAAUGGCCUACUAGAUGGAUAUGACAACAAAUUGAGGCCUGACAUUGGAGUUAAACCCACAGUGAUCCACACAGACAUGUUUGUCAACAGCAUCGGCCCAGUGAAUGCCAUCAAUAUGGAAUACACCAUCGACAUUUUCUUUGCCCAGACGUGGUACGACAGAAGGCUAAAAUUCAACAGCACGAUGAAGGUUUUGCGUCUCAACAGCAACAUGGUCGGGAAGAUCUGGAUUCCAGACACUUUUUUCCGCAACUCAAAGAAGGCCGACGCCCAUUGGAUCACGACGCCCAAUCGCAUGCUUCGAAUCUGGAAUGACGGCCGAAUCCUCUACACGCUCAGGUUGACGAUCGAUGCAGAAUGCCAGCUGAAACUGAACAACUUCCCUAUGGACGAGCACUCAUGUCCCUUGGAGUUUUCAAGCUAUGGCUACCCCAGGGAGGAGAUUGUAUACAAGUGGAAGAGGAGCUCGGUGGAGGUUGGAGACAUCCGCUCCUGGAGGCUUUACCAGUUCUCUUUUGUAGGCCUGAGGAACACCUCGGAGAUUGUCAGGACCGUCUCAGGCGACUACGUGGUGCUGACGGUCUUCUUUGACCUAAGCAGGAGAAUGGGCUACUUCACCAUCCAAACCUACAUCCCAUGCACUCUCAUUGUUGUACUCUCUUGGGUUUCAUUCUGGAUCAACAAGGAUGCAGUACCAGCUAGAACAUCCUUAGGCAUCACCACCGUGCUGACAAUGACAACGUUGAGUACCAUCGCCAGGAAGUCUCUUCCUAAAGUCUCCUACGUGACAGCCAUGGACCUAUUUGUGUCUGUGUGCUUCAUCUUCGUCUUUGCUGCAUUAAUAGAGUAUGGCACGUUGCACUACUUUGUCAGCAAUAGAAAGCCAAGUGCCAAAAAGGACAAGAAGAAGAAAAACCCGCUCCUCCGGCUCUUUUCCUCCAAGCAGACGCCCACGGUGGACAUCCGUCCGCGCUCGGCCACAGCCAUCCAGAUGAACAACGCCACGCACAUGCAGGAGCGCGACGAGGAAUACGGCUACGAGUGUCUGGAUGGGAAAGACUGCACAAGCUUCUUCUGCUGCUUCGAGGACUGCCACUCGGGGGCGUGGCGGCACGGCCGCUUGCACAUCCGCAUCGCCAAAAUUGACUCUUACGCACGUAUCUUCUUCCCCACCGCUUUCGGUCUCUUCAACCUCGUCUACUGGGUCUCCUAUCUGUAUCUCUAGGAGCGCGCUACCAGCCUUAUCAUGCGCUCUUUUUAAGUUGUGUGGGACAUUUCGUCAAGAGGGGCGACGCUGCCAUUAUUUUUUCUUUUCAUUUCAGCAUUCCCCUUUUUUUUCCCUGAUUGGAUAGGAUUCAUUGGUUUAGGUGCGCCAGAUGUAUGUCGCAAAUCCUGUAGCAUUACAUUUAAGCGACAUAAAACGAUUGAGAAAUGAUUGGAAAUAUUCCUUUCCGUGAUCAUCUGUUCACUGUGCCAACGCCAUUUUUUCGGUUUGUUUUUGCAUUUUUUGUGGACAAUUGAUCAUCUAUUUCAAGACAAAAAGCAGACUAGCAAGGUUUUCUGGGUUACGAAAUGUCUCGAGGUCCAUUUUUGGUUUUGUGCGCAAAAUUUGACGUACGAGUAGUCUUCAUCGAAAUGCGUAAAUUGAGAAAUGAGCUCAAAUUCAACAUCAAGUCAAGGUACCACGAUAGUAGUGUAAAACAAGCAUACUGUAUGUGAAUUUAUAGAUUAGAGCAUUUGAUGACAUCUAAAAUUGGACAAUGAAUCGAUUUUCUAAAUUAACAAUCCCCUGAUUGUUCUAAACAGGAGCGGAACUAAUGGGGGUGCUUGAGGUCCAACCACACCCGGGCGUAAAGUCGGCGUGGUUUGGUAAGGGGAGGGCCAAACAGAAAGGUAAGAUAAUGUGCGGAGCUGUAAUAUGGUGUUAAAGUGUUAAAAUAUCUCUGCCAGGUGCUUGGAGAACCUCCGUGAAGUUAGAGACCCCUGAGGUGGGUCUAGUGGAAUAUUAUUUGCAGGCCCCUCAAGACACCUACGUGAAGUUGGCCCCCAAUCAGACGCAAAUUUAUAUUAAAAUGUCAAUCGUUUGUGCUACGUUGGCUUUUGUUUGUGCUGCUAUCGUUUUUAAGAUACUUAGAAUUCUUUCAUAGGUCAAUCUGAGGUCAACCAGCCCCCCAUUUUGAUUGAAAAUGGUGUCAAUUCUUGGUGCUGUACAAAGUUUUGUUUGUGCUGUUAUCCUUUUUUGCGAUAUUGAGAUCUUAAUUUCAAGUGAUGACGUCACGCAGCCUAUUUAUAGCAAAAUGGACCCAAAAUGGUGCCAUUCGUUUGUCCUGUAAAAAUUUCGUUUGUGCUGCUAUUGUUUUACAUGUACAGGUAGUCCUGGGGUUACGAACGAGUUCUGUUCUUAACCUGGUGACGAAACCCAAAUUUCUCCAUAAAUCGGGAUUAACCUUUUAAAAAAAAAAAACUAUCCAAAAAGUUACAAAGUAUUUUAUUAUGUCUAAUGAUGGUGUUAAUUAAUAAUUUGACAAUGAUAAUUAUGGAGGUAAUUAAGUUUAGAGUUAGAGAUUGUGUGAGCGAUUAGCUAUGAAAAUUGUAUAUACGUUAGCAUUUGUAGCAUUUAAGCUAGCUGACUUUUGCGAGGCUAAAUUUACAUUUUGAUCAGACGAGAUGGACAUUUAAACACCAAUUAAAGUGGGGCAAAUAAAUAUGUAGUCAACCACCAAUUUUGCAAGUUCUCCUACUUGAAAAGAUUAGAGAGGCCUGUAAUUGUCAACAUGGGUGAACCUCAACCAUCAGAGACAGAAUGUGGGGGAGAAAAAAAAAAACAAAAUCACAUUGUUAGAGUUUUAAAUAAUUUAUUUCCAAAUUGGAGUUGAAAAUAAGUAUUUGGUCACCAACAAACAAGCAAGAUUUCUGGCUGUCAAAGAGGUCAAACUUCUAACGAGGUCUAAUGAGGCUCCACUCGUUACCUGUAUUAAUGGCUCUUGUUUUAACUCAUGAUCGGUAUAAAAGACACCUGUCCACAACCUCAGUCAGUCACACUCCAGAUUGCACUAUGGCCAAGACCAAAGAGCUGCCAAAGGACAUCAGAGACAAAACUGUAGACCUGCACCAGGCUGGGAAGACUGAAUCAGCAAUAGGUAAAAUGCUUGGUGUAAAGAAAUCAACUGUGGGAGCAAUUAUUAGAAAAUGGAAGACAUACAAGACCACUGAUAAUCUCCCUCGAUCUGGGGCUCCAUGCAAGAUCGCACCCCAUGGCGUCAAAAUGAUAACAAGAACGGUGAGCAAAAAUCCCAGAACCACAUGGGGGGACCUAGUGAAUGACCCACAGAGAGCUGGGACCACAGUAUCAAAGGCUACUAUCAGUAACACAGUGCGCUGCCAGGGACCUUAAAUCCUGCACUUCCAGACGUGUCCCCCUGCAGAAGCCAGUACACGUCCAGGCCCCUCAGCAGUUCGCUAGAGAGCAUUUGGAUGAUCCAGAAGAGGACUGGGAGAAUGUGUUAUGGUCAGAUAAACCAAAAUAGAACUUUUUGGUAGAAACACAGGUUUUCAUGUUGGAGGAGGAAGAAUACUGAAUUGCAUCCGAAGAACACCAUACCCACUGUGAAGCAUGGGGGUGGAAACAUCCUGCUUUGGGGCUGUUUUUCUGCAAAGGGACCAGGACGACUGAUCUGUGUAAAGGAAAGAAUGAAUGGGGCCAUGUAUCGAGAGAUUUUGAGUGAAAAUCUCCUUCCAUCAGCAAGGGCAUUGAAGAUGAGACCUGGCUGGGUCUUUCAGCCUAGCCAGUCUCCAGAUCUCAACCCCAUAGAAAAUCUGUGGAGGGAGUUGAAAGUCCGUGUUGCCCAACGACACUGCCCCAAAACAUCACUGGAGGAGAUCUGCAUGGAGGAAUGGGCCAAAAUACCAGCAACAGUGUGUGAAAAGCUUGUGAAGAGUUAAAGAAAACGUUUGGCCUCUGUUAUUGUUAUUGCAAAACAUUGAGAUGAACUUUUGGUUUUGACCAAAUACUUAUUUUCCACCAUGAUUUGCAAAUAAAUUCUUUAAAAAUCAAACAAUGUGAUUUUCUGGGUUUUUUUCCACAUUUGUUUCACAUGGUUGAGGUUUCCCCAUGUUGACAAUUACAGACCUCUCCAAUAUUUUCAAAUGGGAGAACUUGCACGAUUAGUGGUUGACUAAAUACUUAUUUACUGUAUCUUAGUAAAAGAGAAUAAUUUUGGCUUAUUAGAGCCGACAAUUUUUAAAGUCUGAGGUUCCCUUUAAGGGCCCUUCAAAUAACAGUCCACUAGCACCCGCACCCCCAAUUCGGGGGUCCAAAUUAUGCUCAUCGUACCCAGGCCCUGCUCACAUUUGUUCCGCCUCUGGUUCUAAACUCCUGUUUAAUAAUUAGUACUGAGUAAAAUUGCAGUGUUGGAUGAAGCUCAAUGUUCCAUAGUUGACACGUUGCCUUCUUUGACAGCAAACUAGUAAAAACAAAAUCAAGCAUUUUGCUUCAAGAUAGGAUUACUUAAUCAUUUGCCAAAUUCUUAACACUCACUUAUUGUUGUCCUUUGUCUUUUUUUUUUUAAUUUUCAUGGGAUGGGAGAAUCUUUGUGAAUGUUCCAUUUUCCAAACCCGUAUUUUACUAAGCAGAAUAAUGCUGCCCUAAGGCGUUGUGUAUAGUCGUCACUUCAUUUGACAGGACUGUAGCGCACAUUUUGCCACAGCUGCUUCAAUAGCGAAUAAUUCUCAACAACCAAUUAAUCCAUUAUGAUGUUCAUCCUUAAUUCAUGAGGUUUAUUUUGGCUGAUGUGGCGGCGCAACUAAUCGUCUAUCAUUUUUUUAUGCGUGUAGUCAACAGUGAUGGCGUUUAUGGACAACUGUACAGAUAUUGUAAAUAUUUUCCCAUGACACAGUGUGUUUAUAUUUAUGCAUGCACUUUUCAAGGUCAGAAAAAAAGACAUGCAUUUUUUUUUUUUUGUCGGCUACUGCUGGUUAUCAUUCAGGGUUUAACUGCAGACAAUUUAGGGGGAAAGAAAAUCACUUUGACAUCUGUGGGGAACAUCAACUGUUAAAAGCCAGCAAGCAUUUCCUUAAUGCAGUUUACGUAUGCAAGAAAGGACUCAAGGAAAGGUACUCUGACUAUGACGCUUGUCCUUCACUGCUUGAGAAAACUGCAGCUUUCACAAGGAAAACCUAAUAACUAAACAACAUUCCAAAGUGGAUGUGAGUGCAAAUACAGGACACAAGACACAAAACACAUUAUUAUUAGAGUGAGGAAAAUAAGUAUUUAAACACCCCCCGAUUUUGCAAUUUCUCCCAAUUAGAAAUGAUGGGCUGGUUUAAAUUUUCAUGGUAGGUGCUUGUCCACUGCGAGAGACCAUCUAAAAAAAAAACAUCCAGAAAUUACAGUAUGUUUUUUUUUUCUCAACAAUUUAAUUGCAUUAUACUGCUUGAAGGAACCUGACCCUUUAGCCAGAUUGCCGGAAUCACGCCAACCAAACCGCCGGCGACCCGGGCCAGCGAGAGUCAGCAACCCGGCCAAAAGGCCAAACCCCGCGCGUUCACCUUAGUCUUAACCCCUUGUACUAAGGGUGUAACGGUACAUGUAUUUGUAUUGAACCGUUCCGGUACGUGGUCCUCGGUUCGGAACGGAGGCGUACCGAACGAGUUUCUGACCAGAGGUUGCGCUAGACUUUUUCGUUGUCUGUCAUUUUGACUGACAGGGUCAUAAAAAUCCGGUCAUAAUCUAUUUUUACCCGUCACUUAAAUUUUUAAAAUGAUGAUAAUGACAUUGUGGUGACCCUUUGUUUGGCAUAAUUCACCUUCCGUACUUGUGUGUCCAUUUGGCCGAGCGCGUUACCGGCUACUACAGUCCCGUGACAGAGACACUUAAGAGCCGCGCACGGUCCCCUCACUAUCCACUCGCUCUCGCUAUAUGAUUGGCCGAAGAGUCGAAAUGCUCUCCCGUGAAAUGCCUGUUUAAAAAUGUUCCCGUUGUUACUUCUUGCGUUCGCUUAUAAGUGCCCAUUUAAAAAGGAAAAGCGAUGGAUGAUACUACACACAGAGCGUAUUAUUAACAAAUGUUAAAGUUGUAUAAUCAUAUAGCGAGAAUAAGGAACGUCACUGACAAGCGUAGGCCCCCGCGAGUGGAUAGUGAGGGGAAUAGGACAGUGCGCCUACAGCUAACAAGACUAAUAACAUUGCAUACCGCUUCAACAUAUUCAAUAGUAUUUAGUUUUCAUUCAUUUUAAAUUAAUAUUCUGUCCGAACAAGCUUAACAGAGAAUCCACACCGUGCCAUCACACAUCAAGCAAAUGAAUAUGUAACUUUUCUCCGCCUUGACAAAAACAAGUGACUGUGGCACCAGUAGAUAGGUAGCCUACCAUAUGUAGCAUAUGGAACAAUGAAAUUAACAGUUCACCUGCUGUGGCCUGAACGUAGUCUCAUACUUUCCUCCUGGUGCGCAUGGACUUGAAUUGCGUGCCCGCUUGUGCAGUCCCUGUUUUUUCACCUCUUUUAUCAACACCAUCGUCGUUUUGGGCUUUUUGAAGAAACUUCGGACACUCAGUUGCCUUGACAUUUUUCAGAGUAAGGCCAACGACGUCAUGCAUCAAGAGAGACAAUAGCUAAUUAAUAAGCUCACUCGCCACCCUGUGGUCUGGGGUGUGAAUUGCAACCGGUCAAAAUGACGGAUGGACUUCAGUUUUUUCCGUCACCGUUUUAAAAAAUCGGUCAACGACGGAAAAUAUUCGGUUAACGCGACCCCUGUUUCUGACGUAGUGUAAGUAGAGGUGGGAAUCUUUGGGCACCUAAUGAUUCAAUUACGAUUACGAUUCAGAGGCUCCGGUUCGAUUGUAAAUCGAUUAUUGACCCUCCCGGCUUUUAAAGUGUUGUACAUUAGUUCCAAAAUUGAGGCAUUUCAUUUGUAAAAUGUUAAAAUCUUUGUCAUUGGGAUUGCUUUUUUUAGCACAGGGCUUAUUUUUUCUUCUUUCUUUCAGAAAGAAAGCUGACCAAUACACGGGGUCUGAAAGGCAAAUUGUUGUUGGAUUAUCUUUAAAUACCCACUACUUUUUGAGCAGAAUUCUAGCUUUGUAUAGGCUAAGAGUCUGUCUGGACAUGUGCUGGUUUAAGCAGGGGAACCUUAGUGUAUUACCAACACUAACCUUGGAAAUGGUGGUCCCAGCUCCUUGCAGGUCAUUGACCGGCUCCUCCUGUGUAGUUCUUGGCUGAUUCCUGACAUUUCUUUAGAUCAUUGAGACCCUACGAGAUGGAUCUUGCAUGGAGCCCCAGUCUGAGGAAGACUGACAGUCAUAUUUAGCUUCAACAUUAAAAUUUCUGAAGGAAUCUGACCUUUUGGCCAGAUAGCCGAAAUCACACCAGCCAAACCGCCGGACCUGCGCUGGCGCAGCCCCAACGACCCGGGCUGGCAAGACUCUGACAACCGGGCCAAAAGGCCAAACUGCAUGUGUUCACCUUAGUCUUAACCCCUUGGACUGACUCCAUUUUGAAAGUUGACAAUUUAUUCAGGUCGACAGCGAUCAAACAGCAAAUAGGUUCCCGACAGAGACACAAUUCUGGAUCCAGGGUCAGCAAAACAACGAGCACAUUGGAAUGUCCCCGAGAAGCGACAAUUGUUAGCUAAACGUUCAGUCUUUUUGAAGUCUGUGGUAAGGUGGGCCGGACGAAGGGUGCCCGGGUGUUGUUUAGGAUCAUUCUUCUGUUGCAGAUUUGGGCGGUCAAGUUCGUGCGUCAGCGUUCGUUGCUGGGUCAUGGUUACUGAGCCAACUGAGGUGGGAGGUUCGGCCUGCCUUGACAUCUGAGAGGCGCCGAGCUAUCAAACUUAAGAGUUGUUUUUGUUAUCGGGUGUUGUGGUCGUACAGGAUGUCCUGCCAUUUGUUGUGGACUGUCCUGAAGAGCUGAUUGCGGGAUUAGGUGUUGCAGACGUGGGCUUGUAGAUGUCUUGCCUAUCACCUGGUAGUCAGCGUCAAUCUUGCUCAGUCAGCUGCGUGACGUACGCGUUGGGCUUCCGUGGUCAGAAGGCGUCAUGUAUCUCUUAUGCCCUAUAUCAAAUAUAUUCUGCUUGUUUUCCUUAAAUUAUAUAAAUGAUAUUUAUUUUAUAUUGGGUAGGUUAGAGUAAUACAAACUGUAAAUACGAGAAAAAAUACUAUUGCCUUCAUUUCAAACCAGCCCAUCAUUUCUAAGUGGGAGAACCUUGCAAAAUCGCAGGCUGUUCAAAUACUUAUUUUCCUCACUGUAUUAUUAUUAUUAUUAUUUUUUUUUUUUUUGAACAGCCUUAUUUGAGCAUCUCUAUUUUAGCGGAAAGUCACGAAUGUUCGUUUCCUCCGAUCCUUUUGCUUUGAAUGGUCUUGUGUAGAGAGGACACAAUGAAAGCUUUGUAAAUGUCGUGUAACAUAAAACGCACUAAAGACACGGGUGGGGGCAAAAAACAUUGAUCAAUACUCUCACCAAAAAAAAAAAAACAAAAAAAAAAGUGUGUGUGUGAAUCACAUUCCGAUGUACAUAGAGUAAAUUAUGGGGAAAAAAAUACUUGGGAUUCUCUUUAAAAAAAGGAUCUAUAUAAAUAUAUAUUUUGUAAUUUCAGCUGUUCACAUUCAAUCAAAAUACUGUAUAUUUGACUUAUUUAAUGGUCUAGAAUAAUCCAAGGGUAGGGGGUAUUUAUUAUUUAUGGUAUUUAUUUCAUGGAAAUAAGUUGUACUUUAUGUUUAUAGUGUUAAAAAAAGAAAUAAUGCAUUUAUAUCAAGGGUGCAUUUUUAUUCGUCAGUAUGUUAACGGAGCGUUAGCUUAACUUCUCUUGUGUUCUUUCUAUGUUGUGCAAAAUGUUCUCACCCAGGUCUGUCCAACUGUAUGUGCAAAUGUGACCUGACUUCUAUGGAGCUUCAGCAUACUGUGGCUGGAGAGAUAAAAGAAAAAGAAUAACAAUUUCUGAGAAAAUGUGUUUACCGUAUUUUUCGAACUAUAAAUUACAGGGUUUUUAAAAAAAAUUUUUAAUCAUAGUUUGGCCGGGGGCACUAUUUAUAAUCUGGAGUGAUUUAUGUGUGAAAUUAGUUAACACAUCAUUGUAUCAUUUCACAUGUUACUUUCACACUAUUCCGCAAGAGGGCGCUCAAGGCCUGUGUUUCCACAUUGGUGGUAACUUAUAAAAACAACUGGGAAGGGCUGAACAAAAUGGCCCCAAAAAUAAAAUCAUAUUCUGCAGAUUCCAAGAUGCAAGUAGUGAAACAGAAUACAAACAUUUGAUGGUUUGUUCAGCUCAGUUCAGGUUUAUUGUCCCUUAAGAAGGAGUAACUUAUUUUACAGCAGGUAAACAUACAGAUAACGUAAACACAACAACAGAUAAAGGCAAAACAAUUUGUAAAAAAUUUGAAAUCUGGAAGAAAUUUGAACAGGAAUUCAAUUAGAUGUUAGCUUUGUAGGUUUUGAAUUUGUUUAAAAAAUGGCUUUAUUAAGAAAUUCCAAAGGGUUCAGUGAAUACACCUGUGAAACUCGUGGGGUUCGGUACCUUUUAGCAAGGUUAAGAACUACUGCUCUAAACUAAAUUACAUAUGUAUAAACAAUCAUAGCUCAAACAAAAACUUUCCUAAUGUUGGUCUUAACAGGGAGCAGCUGGAUUCAACCAUGUUAGAGCAGUUAUGUCAUAUACACUGUUACCACAAGCAUCCGCCCAAAUCAAUAAAACGAAAUGCAAACACUUUGAAAAACGAACCAUUACAACGCCACUCUAAAUAAACGAAUCCUCAAAGCAGCAAAAUUUGAUUCGAAGCUUUUUUUCUAAUCGAAUUACUCGAGUUAAUCGAUUAAUGGUUGCAGCACUAGUAAACAUACCGGGCACAUUCUCAGUUCAUUGUUCACGUGUCAUGUAAUGUUAGCAUACCGUACACUUACUCAGCCUGUUGUAUUCUGUUUUUAUUUUAAAUUGCCUUUCAAGAUGACAUGUCUGUUCUUGGUGUUGGAUUUUGGACUCUGGUGUGACUAUGUAUAUGAUUUUUUCCCCCCUCUUCAAUAAGCAUUUUUUGGCUGGUUCAACUUAUAGUCCGGAAAAUACGGUAUUUUAAUUAUUAUUAGGCAUUGGUCAGUCUUACUGCCCAUCAAUGGUCAGUUCCAGUUUUUAUAAACCCCUUUAGGACCACAGAGAAUGGAUAACUUGUACAGGUAGACCCCGGGUUACGACGGACCUGACUUACACGAUUUCGACUUUACAACGCCUGAGUCUCAUCGUUUUUUGUUUUGUUUUUUUUUAAAUGUUGACUUUUGUUUUGUGAUGCAUGCUUGCAGACAACGAGAACCAAAAGUGGUAUUUACCAUGUGACAAAAUUGAUUUUGCCAUGUGGAAUUUUUUUUUUUGCCAUGUGGCAAAAUCCAUUUUGCCACAUGGCAAAAAAAAUGCCACAUGAAAAAAAUCAAUUUUGCCAUGUGGCAAAAAAAUGCCACACGGCAAAGGAAAAAUGCCACAUGGCAAAAUCAAUUUUGCCACAUGGCAAAGGAAAAAUGCCACGUGGCAAAAUCCAUUUUGCCUCAUGGCAAAGAAAAUGCCACAUGGAAAAAUCAAUUUUUCCACGUGGCAAAAAAAAAAAAUGCCACAUGGUAAAAUCCAUGUUGCCACAUGGCAAAGAAAAUGUCACAUGACAAAACCUAUUUUGCCACAUGGCAAAAAAAAUGCCACACGGCAAAAUCAAUUUUGCCACUUGGCAAAAAAAUGCCACAUGGCAAAAUCAAUUUUGCCACUUGGCAAAAAAAUGCCACAUGGCAAAAUCAAUUUUGCCACUUGGCAAAAAAAUGCCACAUGGCAAAAUCCAUUUUGCCACAUGGCAAAGAAAAUGCCACAUGACAAAACCUAUUUUGCCACAUCGCAAAAAAAAAAAAAAAUGCCACAUGGCAAAGGAAAAAUGCCAAAUGGCAAAAUCCAUUUUGCCACAUGGCAGAGAAAAUGCCACAUUGAAAAAUCAAUUUUGCCACAUGGCAAAAAAUUGCCACUUGUCAAAGGAAAAAUCAAUUUUGCCACAUGACAAAAAAAUUGGCACAAGGCAAAAUCUAUUUUGCCACAUGGCAAAGAAAAUGCCACAUGACAAAAUCAAUUUUGCCACAUGGCAAAAAAUAAUGCCACAUGGCAAAAAAAAAAAUGGCACAUGGCAAAUACCACUUUUGGUUCUCGGCACUGCUUUGGCGCAGGAAGCGUUGAACAGGAAACAAUCGCAUGUACAGACGCGCGCUGCCCACCUCACACACACAGAGAUUAUCCGAGUGACAGAAUUGACAGCCUGCGCGCACAUUUAUUGCUGUAUCAGCAGCUACUUGUUAACGCAAAUUUGAAUUGCUGUUUUUGGAGUCAGAUUUAAUUUCAUUUUAUUUUGUGUUGAUGUCAUGAGCAGCUGAAUAAAGUCAGCAAAGCACACAGACGUCUGACAUCGUCAUUUUCGGAGGUUAGCUAACUGUCUAGUUAGGACGUCUCGGCAAGGACAGUGCAAUGACGUAUAAUAUUUUUGGAUAUAUAUUUUUUAAUUUAGAGGGUGUUUUGAGGUAUUUAAAGGGUUAAUCCCGAUUUACGCGGAAAUCCGAGUUACAUCCCCAGCACAGGAACAGAAGUCAUUCGUAAACCGGGGACUACCUGCACUUUAAUUAAAGAAAUUGUCAUUAAAAUUUUAUUGAGAUAAGAAUUUGUUCUUGAUAAAACGCUUAUUUACCUAUUCCAGAAUAAAACAGUCUAAAUGCCACCAUCCACGUUUCCCUAACUAGUCCUGUUAUGUUCCUAAAUUUCCACAUUAGUUGUCUUAUCAAGCCACUACAGUGUUGUCUUUGAUUGAUUCGACUGUACUUCAUCAGUUUCAGUUCAUGUAUGUACUUGCAAUGUUACAGACUUAAAUACCCAACUGACAAACUGCAACAGUUACGUAAACUAGAUAUAAUUUUUACCUGUACAAGUGUCGAAAUGAAAAGAAUGACAUGACCGUGCACUGCAACUAUUCUAUUCGUAUUUUCAGGCUGCAAACAUAUCAUUAUUCAUCCUGAAUCUGAAACCUACAAUGGUAUGGCUUUUGAAAUAAAAAGAAAAAAAAGAAGAAAAAAAAGGAUAUUGUAUUGCAUAUUCUACAUGACGUAGUUAUAGCUUAUUCCUCAAAUGUAAAGACGUGGGGAUUGCAAUGAAGUGUGUGCAUGUUGAGUGUUUAGUUUCACUUCAUGAAAUAGGAGCAACUCAAUUUGUUUUUGUAUUUUUACUGUAUUUACUUUGUGAUUCUUAUUUUAGGAGCCAGAAAUACAGCACACAAUAUAUUUUCUACUGCUAUCUAUGUUGGGGGAAAAAAAUAACUAUAAAAACAAAAGCAUUAUACAAGGUUUCACACAGCAAGUUAGAUCCAAUUCUCCUGCUUACAUUUGUUGUUUGGUAUCCAUGUAAUUCUUGAGUUAUGUGUACAAAAAGGGGGCACGGUGUCUGCAUAGCAUCCAAACGUACUUUUCAUAAGGGAAUUGCACAUAGCUGUGAAAUUUUACAAUAAAAUUGGUGCAUUUA
Corythoichthys intestinalis (scribbled pipefish) is the source of this 13073-nucleotide messenger RNA. RefSeq names its product gamma-aminobutyric acid type A receptor subunit gamma2 (gene gabrg2). Gene Ontology annotation, cellular component: plasma membrane; synapse; dendrite membrane. The transcript has 10 exons. Lineage: Eukaryota; Metazoa; Chordata; Actinopteri; Syngnathiformes; Syngnathidae. Bases 357 to 1793 code for a protein of 478 amino acids. Gene Ontology annotation, molecular function: inhibitory extracellular ligand-gated monoatomic ion channel activity; GABA-gated chloride ion channel activity; GABA-A receptor activity. Gene Ontology annotation, biological process: synaptic transmission, GABAergic; nervous system process; chloride transmembrane transport. The record is from RefSeq and is a predicted model, not a curated record.